UUCCUUCUCCUCCAAAACCGGUAAUAAUCUCGCUCCAGAUCAAUUUUACUUUUUCAUCUUUCGUUUCCAUUCUCUAAUUGGUACUCCAUCUUGUUUCUCAUGUGCUCCUUUAAUUGAAGCUAAAACAUGAAAAGUGACGAUGAUUAGAUGAUUUCCUUGGAUUUCACGAAUUGGGUUUGCUUUCGGAUUCGUGAUCGUAGAAAAAUUUAUACGCGACCCGGAAGCUCUCUUGUUUGAAUCCUGUAUUUAGAUCCCAGCUUGAAUUUACCGAAGUUCUAAAGACACAUAAAAUCGCCUGUUGAAACCCUAAUACUCAUCUUGAUUGAUUUUGAAUUGGAAGCUUUAAUUCUAGGGUUCGUUUCUCUUUCUUUUUUCCUUCUUGUGAGUGUAAAGCCCUAAUUAGGGUUCGAUUCUCUUAGGCAGAUUUUGAUCUCUAGAUUUCCUCAAGAUGCCGGCAACAGCAGGAAGGGUUCGCAUGCCUGCGAAUAAUCGGGUGCAUAGCAGUGCAGCCUUGCAGACGCACGGUAUAUGGCAGAGUGCAAUAGGAUACGAUCCAUAUGCGCCUAACAAAGAUGACUCCAAGAACUCGGCGCAGCACAAGGCAUCUAACUCCGAACCAGAGGCUGAGAAUGCUUAUGCCAGCUUUCAGGGUCUUCUGGCGCUUGCCCGUAUUACUGGUUCAAAGUCUGAUGAGGCUCGUGGAGCUUGUAAGAAGUGUGACCGUGUUGGUCACCUUACGUUUCAGUGCAGGAACUUCUUGAGUGUCAGGGAUGAUGUUAAAGGGAAAGACCCUGAAGCUAUUGAAGCAGCGAUUUUGUCUGGGCUGGAUAAGAUUAAGGGGAAGAAGGCUGCUGAGAGUGAGGAAGAGGAAGAGGAGAGUGAGAGUUCAGAUUCUGAUGCUGAUUCGGAGAUUGAGAGGAUUAUUGCUGAGAGAUAUGGGAAGAAGAGAUGUAGUAAGGGGAAGUCAUUGAGAAAGAGGGAGGAGGAUUCAGAUGAUUCAGAUUCAGGGGAUAGGAGGAAGGACAGAAGGAAGUCAAAGAAAAGGAGAAGUGGGGAGAGGGAAUAUGAUGGUUCUGAGGAUGAAGAUGAAGGUAGGAGGAAGAGGAGAAAGGAGAAGAGGAGAAAGAGGGAUGAGUCCUGUGAUGAGGAUGGUGAGCCUCGGCAACAUAGGAGAAAGAGUAAGAAAGAGAAGAGAAGAAGAAGAAGUCAUCACCAUCCAGAUUACUCUGAUUCAGAAUCUCAAGACGCCAGAAGAAGGCAUAAGCGGAAGAGCAGGAGGGCUGAAUCAGAUUCUGAUUCAUGAUGAUCAGUAGCUUUUGUAAGAUUCGUUGAGCUCAUAUGUCUGAAGCAUGAUUGAUUUGUGCAUCUUACAUAUAGAUGAUCUAUUUGCAUAUAAUUUUUUCAAACUCUACAAAUGUACAUCAAAAUAUGUAUCCAAAUCUACAAACAUUUUACUUACUAGAUGGAACAUAAGCAGCAUUUGCUCCA
This is a messenger RNA of Carica papaya (papaya), 1488 nucleotides long. RefSeq names its product CAX-interacting protein 4-like. The record is from RefSeq and is a predicted model, not a curated record. NCBI's taxonomy places the organism in Eukaryota, Viridiplantae, Streptophyta, Magnoliopsida, Brassicales, Caricaceae.